GCAGCCGACGACGAUCCCUCGGUGACACUCACGAACUGCUUUCCCAGCGUUGUACUCAAUCCUUCCAACAUCCCAUACACCUGCGAAGUUGACGAUGCCCAAACAUUGAUUGACUUGAACCUCACUGCCUCGUACUACACCUCAGUUAUCAUUCGUGGCUGGCCGGCGACUCUGGAUGCGAAAGCCAAUACCAUUACAUUCAUGCCUAAUAGUGGGGCGCCAUCAGGACGUUGGGACUUGGCCAUUACAACGUUUUCUGACGAUGGAAACUCUGACACUCCUCUGACGACCAAUAAGAGCAUGGACUUCAUGAUGCUUAGUGACAGCAAUGCGGAUUUUACUACACUCUAUCCGUAUUACGGUAUGGGCGUGUCGUUUGCACCUAAUCUUCCGAGUGGCACCACGGCUUCCGAUUACAUGCUGGUCCGCUCUUUCAAUGACUGCCAGUACACCACUACAACCUGCACUGACUCUGUUGGGUGCUACAGAAUGCUGCCACCCGCUCAUCUUCCCCCUCCAGGCGAAUACAGGCUCUGUGUGACGUCAAAUGACUGGCAGUCCCAAUACCUUCCGUGGGAUUUGAACCCUCUUGAGGUGAAGCUGCUGUUCGCCACGCCGCUGUACUUGACAGCUGGUAAGGACAGAAAUGUCGUGCUGCAGGGUGCGGAAUCUGUGGUCAGUCAACUGAACCGUGUGUUCCUGGUGCGGUGCCCUGGCAACGACUGCCCCCGUGUGACUACUGGCAGUGGGGAAGAUGUGGUCCACCGCGAUGCGUGUGCUAACACCUCCGUCUCAUCGCGGGUGUACCUGUCCGACCUCCGUGUGCUCUCUGCAGCACCUGGUGUGUACGCUGUGUGCGUCAAUGUUGGUGGUGAUGGAGAGUACACUGCUCCCGCUGCGCUGCCGGUGACGGUGCUGGAGAAACCCUUUGCCUUCAGGAUAACUGCUGACACGGACCGGAACACUGCUAAGAUUGGUGUUAGUGGUGGCGACCUCGAGUGGCGCAGAGAGCCGUACACUGUGUGCGCUGUGUCACGGAAUGCCAAAUGCGAUUCCGUGUCUGCGGGGCCUCGUGUGUGUGAGAAGAGUGAGACCCCACAGUCAUCGUCUGUGUUUCUGGAUCUCGCCAGCAGGGGAAUGCCUGUUCAGGAUGUGAAGUU
Trypanosoma grayi is the source of this 1160-nucleotide messenger RNA. RefSeq lists its product as hypothetical. The transcript has a single exon. The record is from RefSeq and is a predicted model, not a curated record. The annotation marks the transcript as partial. Lineage: Eukaryota; Euglenozoa; Kinetoplastea; Trypanosomatida; Trypanosomatidae.